This is a messenger RNA of Prorocentrum cordatum, 192 nucleotides long. The record is from the annotation of a GenBank genome assembly. NCBI's taxonomy places the organism in Eukaryota, Dinophyceae, Prorocentrales, Prorocentraceae.
GACGACGACGAGGACGACGACUUCCUCGCCUCCUCCUUCGAGCCGGCGGCGAAGCAGGCGUCCCAGGCCAGAUCCUCGCCCAAGGCGAGCCCGGCCUCCAGGCCGCAGCGCUCGCCGGCGUCCCAGGCGCAGCGCUCGCCCGCCUCCAGGCCCUCCGAGCCCCGCGACUUUGGCAAGAGCUGGAGGGACGAG